AUGGACCGUUCCAUCGCACCGAAAAGCUCUGCGCCGCGUUAUGCCUUGAAAGCACCAGAGCGACAAGUCGCCUUUCGACGAGAACAUAUCGCGACAGAGAGAACAAAUCUACUCAUUAAGCCGCACAGGAACGACCAGUCAGACCGUGCAUAUAAGAUCUCGGACGAAGAGGGCUCUACCGUAUUCACAGCGACUGGUCGGAAAUACAAUGAUCGCUCGUGUCGAGAACUCCGCGACUCAUCUGGGUUACCGUUGUUUGACAUCCACACGAAACCCUUGUUAAGUCCUCUAAGCUGGGUGGUCACAUUGCCCGGGGGCAAAAUCAGCGAGGGAACAGUAGCGAAGGCGACACCGAGCUUUCCCUGGUAUAGCGACAACUUGGUCUUCUCAUUUCGGAAUAGAGCCUCCGAAGACAGGAAAAGCGUGGAGAAUAAGCAGCUCACGCUAACUGUCAAGAAGCAUAGUAAGGCGCUGGCCUUUUUCGAUAUUGUGGAUAGGGAUAGGAGGAUUGCUGAGUUGCGCGAGAGUAUCGUCCACAACGAGCGACUGGCUUUGAGGCGGACGAAUCGCGGACGAGGCCAUCGCCCUGCCUUGGAUCUCAUUGUGAGUCCUGGUGUGGAUAUUUCACUAGUGACGGUAAUUGCGGUCAUUGUGUCUGACUGGUUCUUCGGAUCGAGUUAA
This is a messenger RNA of Penicillium griseofulvum, 681 nucleotides long. RefSeq lists its product as uncharacterized. The coding region runs from base 1 to 681 and encodes 226 amino acids. The record is from RefSeq and is a predicted model, not a curated record. The transcript has 2 exons. Lineage: Eukaryota; Fungi; Ascomycota; Eurotiomycetes; Eurotiales; Aspergillaceae.